Messenger RNA from Komagataella phaffii GS115, 1290 nucleotides. RefSeq lists its product as uncharacterized. Bases 1 to 1290 code for a protein of 429 amino acids. The record is from RefSeq and is a predicted model, not a curated record. The transcript has a single exon. Gene Ontology annotation, biological process: cardiolipin acyl-chain remodeling. NCBI's taxonomy places the organism in Eukaryota, Fungi, Ascomycota, Pichiomycetes, Pichiales, Pichiaceae. Gene Ontology annotation, molecular function: A2-type glycerophospholipase activity. Gene Ontology annotation, cellular component: mitochondrial inner membrane.
AUGUCCCAAGCCGUAAGAGCCGGAUCUCGACUUAAACCUCUAUACCCUAUGGUGACUGAAUUAUCCUACAAAGAGUCCUUCAAGCAGUGGUUCGAAAGGAAAAGCCUCGCUGAUUAUGAAGCAAGAGUUCUGUCCUAUUUGCCAUUCUUCCCAGACUCAGAUGGUGUAAGAGAAGCAAAAACACUGGAUGUUCCCGUGGAUGCAAAAGGCAACAAGAUACACGAGUUGUACAUUGAAAACAAGCAGAAAGCUCCAGAAGAAAGGCAUCUGGUCAUUGUACAUGGUUUUGGAGCAGCGUUAGGUUUUUUCUAUCGAAACUUCAAUGGCUUAUCCUUGAUACCUGGGGUCAAGAUCCAUGCCCUGGAUCUGUUAGGCUACGGCUUAUCUUCAAGACCAAAAUUUCCCAGUUUGGACGUUACAAAGGAGGAGGAUAUCCAUAAAGCAGAGGACUUUUUCGUUGAUUCGAUGGAAGCUUGGAGGAAAGAACGAAACAUCGACCGAUUUGUUUUGGUAGGACAUUCUUUGGGUGGAUAUCUAUCCAGUUGUUAUUCGUUGAAAUAUAAAGAUGCUGUGGAAAAGUUAAUACUUGUUUCCCCAGUUGGUAUUGAACGCAGUGAAAUGAGUCUGACUGAAAUUAACAGGCCUCCAGCAGUCCAAGCUCAAGACAUUGCCAGAAAAUCAAGUCCCAAUAUAGAAGAAGAAUUGUUGCAAUCUCAAGAGCAGUCGCAACAACACCAUCAAAAUGUAUCGGAUAGCGCCUCUAUUGCAUCAACGGAGUCCCGUAACAACGAUGAGAGAAUGCAACAGGCAAGAACGAGGCCUCAAUUACGCAAAUUUCUCGUCAAAAUGUGGGAAAACCAUUGUUCAGUGUUCUCCAUAGUGAGAGCGGCGGCACCAUUUGGGCCUAAACUUGUUUCUCUGUGGACAUUUUCCAGAUUCGGAGCCAUUGAGGACCCUCAGGAGUUGAUGGACAUUCACCGUUACUCCUACAACACGUUUGUGGCAAAGGGAUCAGGUGAAUAUUCUUUGACAGUUUUGCUAGCUCCGGGAGCCUGGGCGAGGUUGCCAUUAUUGGACAGACUUCCAGGAAACAUUACCAUCCCAACUCUAUGGUUAUAUGGGGAAAAUGACUGGAUGUCCAAGAAGGCAGGCCGACAAUGUGUUAGUGAGAUCAACAGUCAAGGAGAGAAGUCAGCCAAGUUCCGUAUAAUCGAUGGAGCCGGUCAUCAUGUUUAUUUAGACAAUCCUACCGACUUUAACCAAAGUGUCAGAAAAUUUGUAGGUUGGUGA